Molecule: messenger RNA, 1992 nt
Organism: Amoebophrya sp. A25
Lineage: Eukaryota; Dinophyceae; Syndiniales; Amoebophryaceae
Source: the annotation of a GenBank genome assembly
GUGAACGGCACCGCUCGGCAGGUGUCCGGUCAUCUCGGUCGCCAAGUAGUAAUAAAUCGCCUCGACAUGGUAGAGCAUCUGGAAAGACCCGUAACCGCAGUCCUGCGGCUCAGCGGCGAAGCUCUGUGCACCGCCCGAUUGCCGACGAUCGCGAUACCGUCACACGUUUGGAGAAAAUCUUGGACACACCAAUCGUGAAAGCCGGGGACCACUUCGACGCAAUUCUUCGUGAGAGUGUGGUUGAACUGCAAUCCAGGGAUCUUACACACCACCCCCACACAGAGGAUCUGCAACAUGUGAAAGAUGGACGUGUUGGACGUCCCGAACCAGUUGCUGGUCUGUGUAGUGGCACAGCGCGAGCAUACCACGACCACGGAGCCGAUCGGACCGCCUGGGCUACGCAGCGUAAUGCGGAGCUGCGUGCUGCACUGUCGGAGAAAGCAGCCGUCAUUGCUGGGCGCAAAUCGGGCCUGGCGCAGGAAGACGCGACAGAAGUGGAACUGGCGGCACGGAUCGAGCGAGAGGUCGAAAAAGCCAAGCGAGAGGUCAGCUAUGUGAGAGUGGGGGAGGACGCCACACACGGGCGGAAGCGGCGCAGGCGCAGGGGAGAAGGAGAAAAGAGCGAUCACACCGAUUCCGGAAACGAAAGUGGACCCGUCUCGGGAUGGGAUCUGGAUAAUGGUAGAGGCAAAAGUGAUGCUAGUCUUGACCGGGCAACAGAAGAUGACGACAGUCCGCCUCAGGGACGUAAAAGGAAAAUGAGGGGCCCGAAAGUAGACGAAGAGUUGCUGGACAUGAUCAAGGGAAAAAGUGGGGGCAGUUUUCCACCCCCGAGUUCUAGUAAAAGACGAAGCAGCAGGAAGAAGGCGCGCGACGCCAAACGCGCAGGAUCUUUGUUUGACGUGAGUGUUGAUCCCACGGAGCUUCUGGGAACGCAAUACGUUUGUCGACGAGUAGUAGCGGAGGCUGGAUCGGUGGCGGGGUCUCUGACGACAAAGCAGCGGACUGACGAGCCAUUAGGAGCGGCGAUUGGUCUCGUUACCGAGCGCCGGGUGGGUCCUCGAGCGCGUGCACGAAGCGAGUCGGCAAAAGUUUCCCUCUCGGUCGUCUUCGACAACAGCAUCGAGGUGACAUUUGCGAACGGUGUAAAGACCGUGUAUGAAGCCCCCAAGAGUAGCUCCAAGGAAAAGCGCUACCUUUCAGGCAUCGAGCCUCCGUUGCAUAAGGGCACGGGCUCGUCUCCCUCCAGUAACAGAAAACUGGGUGGCGGUGCAGAUGGCACUGCUGGUGUGGUUCCAAUAUCAGUGGCGAUCAGUGUACUCGGACUGCCAGCUUCGGUGCCAGGAUUGUGGCGCUUUCCCAUUACCGGACAGUACGACCAAGUACGAUUUUUAUCGCACUCGCAAGUGCCGUCUACGAAAGGCACAAAAGCAACCCAGGGCAGUAGCCCGGCUAGUAGUCCGAAGAUGGCUGCUGGUCGCCAGGGCGUCCGGCCGCGAUUCUCCUCCAGGUCGCCUGCUAUCGCCGUUUCCCCUAAGCGGAAAGCAUCAACUCCAGACCCAACUUCACUAUUCGCGCCGUGCUUCGUUCAUCCCAAAGGCCACGCAGUGCUAUUUCUCUGCACCUUGAUGUAUCCGGUUGCGGGUGGCAAAAGCAAGGCCAGGCCGCGAAGUGAAAAGAUCACUUCGGGCCUGACUGGGCGGAGUGUAGUAACGCGUUCGUCGUCAGCAUCACCAUCACCCGCGGAUAAAAAUAUGAGUAUUGUGCCAGCCUCAGCAGUGGUGGGCAAGCGCAGCUCAACGAAGAAUGGACCAGAUGAAAGCGAAGUCUCCAGAGCACCGCAAAGGUUCUGGGUGCUAGCCGGCUCGCUUCCUAGUGCUCGGGCAGCAAUCCUGCGUGCGCAAAAGGACGCGGACUCCAUAGUUGGCGUUCCCUUGGAUGCCACCAGUACGAUUUGGGCCUAUUGCGGUGCAAGUGGCGCUGAUAUUUUUC